AUGAAGAUUGAUCUCAAGUUUUCUUUUUUACUUUGUUUUCUUUACUUAAUUGAUUCUGUUCUUUGUGAUGAUUUCAAAUGCCCUGAAAGGGGUAAAGUUGGUGAAUUGAAAGUUCCAAAUGUUCUCAGUUUGGUUGAUAAGCAAACUGGUUAUCAUGCUUCUGUUGAAGUUAUUAAUCCGACUCGAAACAAUUUGGUCCAUGAUUAUUAUGAUCGGAAAAAAAGUGUUGGAUACAUUGACUUGGAAGCAACCAUUCAAGAUAAAAUGAAUCGACGUUAUUAUUAUCAUUCAACAGAGGAAAAGAUUGCUGUCCGAGAAAAUACAUGUACAAGGUUGGACUUGACACAUAACGAGAAAGUUGAAUCGAUCAAAGAUUGGUUUGAACCAAAAGAUAUUGUCGCUAGCUCAGAGAUGUUUAAAGAUUUCGUUCAUUUGGGACCAACAGGAUUGAUGAUCUAUGGCUACAAUAUUAGUGAUAAAGCUUCCUUCAUUGGAUCCGAACUGAUUGAAGGUCGUGCUGUUAAUCACUGGUUUUAUUGUACCAAUCCUAAAGGACCUUACAUUGACUUUUAUUUUGAUGUUAAGACCUCUUUGCCUUAUCGGUUCUCGUUGUAUUAUCCUGAAUGGAUUGAGACUCAGGAAGUAAUCUCAACAAAUAAAGUCCAAACAGUUAAAAAGCAAGUUGAUUCCGAUUCAAAAUAUGUUUAUAACUUUUACACGUUCAAACCGUUGGUGAUUUCAAGAGAAGAUCAAAUUCCAUAUCCAUUGGGCUAUGGAUGUGCGCGUAAAGGUACUCUUCCAUCUACUCCAUUACCAGAUUUUGGUAAAGUUAAAGAGUUUACUAUGGACAUGGAAGCUAUCAUUACUUAUUCUGACCGUGAGCUGAUCAAAUCAACUGCUCGAGUAAUGAAAAGAGGCGAUGUUAUUUCUUAUGAACUUCAAGAAGGAACCGAUUUCGUUCGUACCAUUGAAAUGCCUCCUCCUUUAGGGCGAUUCCAAGUAGAUGAACGCAAUGGUCGAUGCAAAUAUAUUACAUAUGAUUAUAAGCCUGAUGUUACUUUAAUCACUCGUUGGCCUUUUCAUGAAGAUCGUGGCUUUAAUCUCUUUUUUUAUUUGGUUAUGAAGCCGAUUCGAGAGCUUACACCAACUUUCAUUGGUGAAAUACCUUUAGGACCAUUACGAGUGGAAGAAUACAGAGCUAGAAGAUUCUUCUUCGAUAGAAUGACGGCAGUUGUUGACUAUUAUUAUACACAGAACAACAGUGAUUCUGUUCCAAGUAAAGUCAUAUUUACCAAAGAUCGAAGUGAGCAUAUUUAUUAUUCCUUUGAUCCUCCAACUCAAGCUGAAGUGACCAUUAUUAACUACGAAGACACUAACAUUGAUUAUAAAGAUCGAUUCGAUGUUUCUGGUUGUCAUGAAGAACCUGGAAGUUAUACUUGGUUUCAACUUCUCUUUUCUAAUCCUUGGCUGCAUGAAUUUAACAUGCAAAUGGUUAAGGAAUCCACAGAAGAAUACUUGAUUUCAUUCAUUCCGAUAACUCGCAUUGGUGAAAUUCAUGCACAACAAGUUGAUUCUAAUGUAUAUGUUACUGUUAAGCUUUAUGAUCGUGUGCGUUUCAUUGAGGCUUAUAGUCGUUCGAAUGACCAAACAAUUAUAAAUCCUUCAAAUAUUUUGCAAAGAUCUAAAGUCGAGGACUGUGAACAACUGUGCAAUACGCAUCCCGACUGCAAUGAUUUUAGUUAUUGUGACGAUUACACUUGUACGAUUUACACAGAUCGUUAUAAUUGGCCACAAAAACAAUAUAAACAAGGAUGUACAAACUAUGCUAGAAAUGUAAAGGAUGUCACUUCAUUCGUUGAUAAAAAUUAUUUGUCGACAAUGGAACAUGUAUUACAACAGAUAAGGAAUAAAGUCUCAGCAGGUGAAGUUUUUUUAAGUAGCGUUGGCCUAUCAGCUGAAGAAUUAUUCAUUGUGAGUGGACCUGAAGAGAUUGGCGAUAUAUCCCAGGAACUACAUUUAAGUGGUUCUAGACCAUUGAGAGAUGAAGAUUUCCCGAUGAUCAAAACUGAUCGCCAUUUCAAUGAAGCACAAUUCAAGAUCGAGAAAAGUACUCUUCAAGAUUGUUUCAUGGCUUGUGUCAAUGACGAUGAUUGCAAUACACUUUCAUAUUGUGUUAAUCAAAAUAAGGAAUGUAUUCUGAGUGGAGAAACAUCGAGUUCAUUGGAAGCCGCACUUGAAGACAAAACAAGCCAUUCAGAUGGAUGUAACAUCUAUCAAAAAUCAUUUAUGAAUCUAUUCCAUGAGUAUCCUGGCAAAAGUCUAGUUCUUGAUGCCGUCUCAACCAUAACAAAUGUACCUAUUGGUGAUUGUGCUAAAAGUUGUGUUCAGUCAGUUGAUUUCAAUUGUGAGUCAUUCGAUUAUUGCCGAGAUAAUGAUAAAAGGUAA
Tetranychus urticae (two-spotted spider mite) is the source of this 2445-nucleotide messenger RNA. NCBI's taxonomy places the organism in Eukaryota, Metazoa, Arthropoda, Arachnida, Trombidiformes, Tetranychidae. The record is from RefSeq and is a predicted model, not a curated record.